This is a messenger RNA of Elgaria multicarinata webbii, 1014 nucleotides long. It is a transcript of the gene PPIB, whose product is annotated as peptidylprolyl isomerase B. The transcript is spliced from 5 exons. Gene Ontology annotation, biological process: protein folding; protein peptidyl-prolyl isomerization. The record is from RefSeq and is a predicted model, not a curated record. Lineage: Eukaryota; Metazoa; Chordata; Lepidosauria; Squamata; Anguidae. Gene Ontology annotation, molecular function: peptidyl-prolyl cis-trans isomerase activity. Bases 28 to 720 code for a protein of 230 amino acids.
AAAAGCCCGGAGAGAGGAAGGGGGCGGAUGCUGGCGGCGCGGCGGGCACUGUGGCCGGGCUGGCGUUGUUGGGGCUGUGAACGCAAGAAGAUGAGGCUGCUGGCGGCUGCGGCCCUGCUGGGGCUGGGCGGGUCUCUCCUGCUGCUGCUCUUCCCGGCGACUCAUGCAGAGGAGCGCAAGAAGGGGCCCAAGGUCACGGCCAAGGUGUAUUUAGAUCUGCGGAUCGGAGAUGAAGACGUGGGCCGAGUCGUCUUUGGCCUUUUUGGAAAGACGGUUCCAAAGACCGUUGAGAACUUCAUUGCCUUGUCCACAGGAGAGAAAGGGUUUGGAUACAAGGGCAGCAAGUUUCACCGUGUCAUCAAGGAUUUCAUGAUCCAGGGAGGAGACUUCACCCGGGGAGAUGGGACAGGAGGUAAAAGCAUCUAUGGUGACCGUUUCCCCGAUGAAAACUUCAAGCUGAAGCACUACGGGCCGGGUUGGGUGAGCAUGGCCAACGCGGGCAAGGACACGAACGGCUCCCAGUUCUUCAUCACCACCACCAAGACUUCGUGGCUGGACGGCAAGCAUGUCGUGUUUGGGAAAGUCCUGGAAGGGAUGGAUGUCGUGAGGAAGGUAGAGAGCACGAAGACGGACAGCCGGGAUAAGCCCUUGAAAGACGUCAUCAUCGCCGACUGCAACACCAUCGAGGUGGAGAAGCCGUUCGCCAUUGCCAAAGAGUAACUCGCGGCUGCCGGAAGGCCAGGACCACACUCUGGCUUGCCAAGGGCUGGGGGCCCGACCCUCUUGCUGCCGAGGCCUCGUUUCAUCCUGCAGCAGGUGAGCGCGGCUGCUGUUGCUGCUCCCUUCCUCUUCAGGCUGGGGAGUGGCAGCCUCCAUCAUCCAUGUAACCACCUGUUCCAUCCGCCACGGUGGGCGUCCAGGCCCCUCCUGAGUGGCUUGGGAGGGCGUUGGGUAUCUCAUUCCUUUUUGUAAGAAAGCACAUGGACCAAUAAAUGUGACCAUUGUGUUUUUGUA